UGUUACCUACGAUUCUGAGUCACUUUCCGGCUGGCAGCUCGACCAAAACGUUGGUGCACUACAUGCAGGAAAUCCAGUCGGGUAAAUUUCGCCAAUACGAUUACGGGCCCGAGAAGAAUCAGUUGAUCUACAAUGCAAUGCAACCACCGGAAUACUAUUUAGCAAACAUCACCGUGCCGAUUGCGUUAUUCUACGCCGACAACGAUUGGUUGUCCAGUAGUCAGGACGUGAAGAAACUUCAUAGCAUAUUACCCAAUGUUUUGGACUUGUGCAGGGUACCGUUUCCUAACUUCAAUCAUCUUGAUUACAUUUGGGGCAAAGACGCGCCUGAGCUCGU
This is a messenger RNA of Wasmannia auropunctata (little fire ant), 337 nucleotides long. RefSeq names its product lipase 3-like. The transcript is spliced from 2 exons. The annotation marks the transcript as partial. The record is from RefSeq and is a predicted model, not a curated record. Lineage: Eukaryota; Metazoa; Arthropoda; Insecta; Hymenoptera; Formicidae.